CUCCACACACAACACAGCAACGCCCACUUUGAAGAGAGAAGGCUCGCGCUCCGGGCCGCUCCUCUCUCUCGCUGCAGCUCCCUUCUCAGCGACGCGCGUCCGGACACUCCAGCCUCGUCGUGUCUCCCGUCAUCCCCUCUGUCCGACGAGCUACUGUCCGCGCGUAUCGGCCCCGUCGGAGACGAGUAAUCGCCUGCCUCUCAUCACACCCCAGUCCGCGCCAGGCAACGCGUAGAUUGGGUUUGCGCUCCCCAUUGCGAGCGUCCGCAGAAACCAAUCACCACAACGAGACUUCGUCGUCGCAACAGACCGCGUCAGAUCUCCUGGAGCGCCAUGAAGGCCCCGCGCGCCAGCUGCGAGGGCUAUCUCACCUUCCGCACAAGUCCAGCAUCACCGCCACCGAUGCUGCGACGCUACUGUUUUCUCGUGGGCACAUCUUUCCACUAUUACAGCACACAGGAGGAUGCGUAUCAUAUGCUGCGACUUAAGGGUGAGGUGGACGUACUUGGAGUGCAGGAAUGGGAUGGCAAAGGCAACAUGCACAUCUAUCAGCACGGCUUCCUGUUUGCCACCGCGCAGAACAAAGUCUUCUACGCCUACGCCGACACAGCCAUGGAUAAGGAGAAGUGGAUCCGAGCGAUCCAGACAGCAGUGGAGACUACAGUACCGCGUCUAGCAGCAGCGUUCUUCCAGCACGCAUCGCUGGAUGUGUCUCUCUCUCCAGUGAGCACUGUGACGGUGCCGUCUACUGAGACGGAUGUAACGUGCAAGUGUCCCGAUUGCACUCGGUUGUCAGCAGAAGCUGCGGCGGCUGGACAACCAUCGCCAGCUGCGGCGACAUUGCUAUACAAAUGCAACAGUUGUGACGGUCUGUAUUGUGAUAAGUUUACGACGCACAAGGUCCCGCUCCCGCAGAGAUCGCACUACUACGCCAAGCGCGUGUGUGACCGUUGUUAUGAGGCGCAGAAUUACAUCAACUACUUACGGGCGAUGGUGGAGCGACUAAAGGCGGGGAUCUGCUUGUACCCAAAGCCAUUGAAUCCCGAGGCUCCGAUUGAGCUGAUUAUGCCCAAGCGACCACUACAGACUGAGUCAGCGAAGAUUGCUAUCGACCUGCUGAAGGCAAAGGUGAUUACCGCAGAAGAAUGCGAGGAGAUCUUGCUGAAGGAUCGACGCUUUUAUGAUCACACAAUGGACCAUCCAGAAAUCCCGCUAGACCUGAAGAUCUUGGGUCUGCAUCGCGAGUUCCGUGCACGUAGCUUUAGCGUGUACCGAGCUGUGAUUUUACUGCAUCGUCACCUCGAUAGUGACCCUUUGUUGUUCAAACCGAUUGUGGAGAAACUGCUUCACUUUUCGUAUACGCGCAUCAACCAAGUGGAGUUCUACUGGCCUCAGAUCGUUCAUGCAUAUCUAUCGAUUCCGAAUUUUGACUUCGAGAAGAUUUUCUGGCUGGAUGAGCUCAUUUUGUCGGUAUGUUCGCGCUCCAUUCACCUCGCGCUUCUUCUUCGAUGGCAACUUCAAGGCGCACUCGAAGACUCGUUUGAUCCAAGAAAACCCAAGGAGAUGCAGGACAAAUACGCGCGUGUGGUACGGUUGAUGGUGGAGAUUGAGCGUGAAGUUGCAGGUGUAGACCGUGCCACUGUGCUCAGCCGUGAUCCCCAGCACGAAGCGUCGCAGGUGCACAAGCGUAAUCUGCCGAUGCCAACAGAUGACCAGUUGCAAGUUAUCGUAAAGCUGACAGAGGAGAUUGCAAUCCACCGUCGACAAGCGCACAGUAUCUCUGGUGCAAGUGGCUCGCCGGCAGGCAUGGAUUCUUACUCACCCAUCUCACCGCCUAUGGCGAGGAACGGAUCGGACCGUAAUGGCUCGCUAGAUGGAGACGUGGACAGCCGAUUUCGUGACUUUUCGCGCUUUCAACAGCAUUUGCUCACGCCAAAGGAAGACCUUGACUCCAUGUUGCUGACGCACCCUACAGGUGACGACUACGAGCAAGACGAGCGGUUGUCCAUUCUUGAAGAGGAGGAUACUGAUAACCAACCAACCAGUAUUUUCAGUGAGUCUAUGCGACGCCUGAGCCAGACAGACAAGUCCCUGCUGGCAAAGCAUUUUGCUGACGAAUGUGACUUCGUGGAGCAGAUCACGGAUAUCGCUGAGGCGCUGCGUUUUGUGCCGUCUAUUCAGGACCGGAAGGCCCAGUUGCCGUCGUAUUUAGAGAAACUGCAUCUGCCACCUAUGGCGUAUGUGCCGCUGGUGAAAGCCACGGACCCUUUUGAGCGUAUCGUGCGGAUACCCACGAAGGAAGGAACCGCGUUCUCGACAAAAGCUCGUGUCCCUAUUUUGCUGAUUUUUGAGGUGAUUCGCGGCAACCCUUUUGACGAUGAACAACAGUGCGAUGCCUCACUCCCGCAAUCACCACGGUCGCCAUCACGACAGAACCUAACUGGUAGCGGUGCGCUUGAAUCUUCGGAAGUCAACUACAUCGAGGAUGAUGAAAUUGGUCAGUUGAUUGGGCACCAGGCUAGUGAAGCUUUUGCUGGUGAUGCUCAAGACGCGGAGGAAGUCCAAGCGGAAACAAUUAUCCCUCCCCCUGCUCCUGAACCGUACCAAACUCCUGUCGCCGUGCCUCGUCGUGCCCCUGUUCCUGAGACCCCCAUUGACGUCCCUGACAUUGUGUCAACGCCGUCAACGGCUCCACCGGUGCUCAUGCAGCCUAUCGAAAAAGCGGCAAAUAACACGACUGUGGACGGAGUGAUAGUAGAGGGACAACCUUCGACACCGCUGGAGAUGGACUUGGCAUCGGGCAACUUGACCGCAGAAGCAAUUGAGCGCGAGAAGGCUCGCCGCAGGGAUUUUGAAGCAGCUUUCGGAGAGUCCUGGAGCUCAAAGCGAGCGAGGCUGAUGGCUGCAUCGCCGUACGGCCACUUACCCGGAUGGGACAUCGUGUCCAUGAUUGGCAAGAGUAACGAUGAUCUUCGUCAGGAGGUAUUUACGCUGCAGUUGAUUCAGAAGUUCGUUGAAAUAUUCAGGGGAGCGAAUCUGCCCAUGUGGGUGAAGAGAUACCGCAUCAUCGCUACGAGUUCGUCAACUGGACUGAUUGAGACUCUGAUCAACGCAAUUUCGCUGGAUGGGCUGAAGAAACGUGAAGGUUACGUUUCGCUGCUGCAUCACUUCGAGAAAUCCUAUGGACCACCUGACUCGCGCCGAUUCAAGGCAGCGCAGCGGAAGUUUAUUCAGUCUAUGGCUGGAUACUCGCUCGUGUGUUACUUCCUGCAGAUCAAGGAUCGGCAUAACGGCAACAUCAUGCUGGACAACGAAGGCCACAUUAUCCAUAUCGACUAUGGUUUCUUACUUGGUAUCGCGCCUGGUGGAAUGCUGAGCAUCGAGACAGCCCCAUUCAAGCUGACGGCCGAGAUGGUGGAGACCAUGGGUGGCCAGGACUCCGAGGGCUUCAAGGAGUAUGUUACCUUGUGCACACGAGGAUUCCUUGCGUGCCAACAGCACUGUGACGAGAUCUGUGACCUUGUGGACGUCAUGUCACGUCAGUCACCAUACCCGUGUUUCCUGGGCAUCGACGCUGAUUAUAUUUUAUUGCGCCUACGCUCCCGCUUCAAGCUGACCCUAUCCAAGCAAGAGACUGUGGCGCACGUACUGUCGCUCAUCCGCAAGAGCAACAGCAACUACAGCACGCGUCAAUAUGACAAUUUCCAGCGCAUGACAAACGGUAUUCUUUCAUAAGGUGGUUGGUUCCCAGAGUCAAGUCGCAAAGCGAAAUAAAAGAUCGUAAGCCUUUCGCGGACAAUGGAAUGUCCUUAGAACUAUAAGAUGCGGGCUUUUUGUUUAGUCCGUAGCGUUUUGGUAGGUAGGUGUAUAGGUGGAAUUGUGGCUUCUCGGGUGAUAACGAUACAGGAAUGAAACUCUUCCGGAGAAUUAUCAGUUGGGCGACUACACUGCCGUAGUGAUUGUCAGCAU
Molecule: messenger RNA, 3969 nt
Organism: Phytophthora nicotianae INRA-310
Lineage: Eukaryota; Oomycota; Peronosporomycetes; Peronosporales; Peronosporaceae
Exons: 2
Coding region: 334-3735 (1133 amino acids)
Biological process (GO): phosphatidylinositol phosphate biosynthetic process; phosphatidylinositol-mediated signaling
Cellular component (GO): cytoplasm; membrane
Molecular function (GO): 1-phosphatidylinositol 4-kinase activity
Source: RefSeq, a predicted model, not a curated record